This is a messenger RNA of Aegilops tauschii subsp. strangulata, 1605 nucleotides long. The record is from RefSeq and is a predicted model, not a curated record. NCBI's taxonomy places the organism in Eukaryota, Viridiplantae, Streptophyta, Magnoliopsida, Poales, Poaceae.
AUGGCUGCUAUCUCGCAGUCUGUUCCCGACGACGUGAUGAUGUCCAUUGUGGAGUACGAGUCGGCGAAGGAGGCUUGGGAUGCCAUCCGUACCAUGCGUAUCGGCGAUGAGCGCGUUGUGCAGGCACGCAUCAGUCACCUCACAAGACAUUUUGAGCGCCUGACCAUGGAAGGAGGUGAAGACGUCGGUGCAUUCGGGCGCCGGCUCACCGCGCUCGUCGGAGAAAUUCGAGCGCUUGGUGAGAACUUGCAGGAGCACGCCGUUGUCAAGCGGCUGUUCGCGGCGGUCCCGGAUCACUUCCUGCCGAUGAUCGGGACAAUCGAGCAAUGGGGCGACAUCAAGAAGAUGUCGGUCGCCGAGGCCAUUGGGCGGUUCCGGGCGUCCGAGGAGAACGAGUCCGGGCGCCGCCAAGACCGCGGCGAUGAUGGCGAGAAGUUGAUGUUGGUCUCACGGGCACAGCUGGAGGCACUGGUCCAGGAAGAAAAGAAGAAAGGAGAGGGCUCUAGCAAUGGCGGCAAGAAUGGCGACGAGCGUGGCGGUGGCCGCGGCCGAGAUGACAACAAGAAAAUGCCCCGUGGCAAGUUCGACAAGUCGAAGAUUACCUGCUUCGAGUGUGGGAAGAAAGGACAAUUCAAGUCCGAGUGUGAGGCGUUGAAGAAAGAGAAGGCGCUCCUUGCAGUUGCCGACGUCGACUACGAGCCGGGGCUGCUGAUGGCGGUGGCAUGUGAGCUUGCACCGGGGGCGGAGGAGCAGGUCGCGGACGACGUCAAGCCAGAAGGUAUCAAGGUGAAUGAGAUGCUUCACCCCUUAGCUGCGAUGGCCGAGUUGGAGGCUGCCAUGGCUGAGGCUGAGUGGCUACGCGGUGAGUUAGCCGUUGCAAAUGCAAAGGUGGAUGUCAUGUCCGAUGAGUACAGGACACAGGCAGAGUUGUUGGUGUACGCAAGUGAGGAGAAGGCCAAGCUGUUGGAGGUGCAGCGUGUGCUCUGCAACGAGAAUGGCGUGCUGCAUGCCCUCAUGAACAAGACGAUGACAGGAGCCAUACAAGGAAGCACGCGGACUACCUCAACGACACCAGCGGGAGUAACGCCGCUAGCGGCCUUGAGGGCUGCCAUUAUGACGCCGGCAGCCGCGAUGCCGGCAGCGGCGGCACUCGGCAUGGACAGGCCGGGAGUGGAGCUCGUGGAGAAGGGCAACGAGUUCCUCAUACUGAAUGAAGAGAAGAUUAAGCCCAAGCUAAGUGCCAAUGAGAGGUACUAUGGUGAACUAUGGUAUUUUGACACAGAUGCAACAAAUCAUAUGUCAGGCAAUGAGAAGAUGUUCAGAGACAUUGACAGCACCAUCAAGGGGACGGUGCGGUUUGGAGAUGGGUCCGUUGUUGAAAGUUGUGGCUGUGGAACUGUCUCGUACAUUGGCUGUAAUGGUAAGCAUCAUGUUCUCAAGAAAGUGUAUUUCAUCCUCAAGCUAAGAAGCAACAUAGUGAGUCAACUUGACGAAGAAGGGUGCAUGUCACAGCUGUAUGAUGGGUUCCUGAGCGUGUUUGAUCGCAGGGAGAGCUUCUUGCCAAGGUGCCAAGGUCAAGAAAUCGACUGUACCCACUUUGUCUGA